UGUCAGUGUCACUUGUCACUCUUGAAGUAGUUAAAUUAGUUUAGGGUUAGGAUCGUCACAAACAGAACUAAAAUUUGAAAUUUCCUCAUAUGAAAUUAUGAAAUAUGAUUUCAUAAUUCAAGUGGCCUUUGAAGUGGUUCGUGAAAUGAUAAUAAUAUCCUGUGAUUCGACAUUCAACCACUCCAACUCGUAGAUCAUAAGCAAGGCAAAAGUUGAUAGUCAUCAUGCCGUAUUUGCGUUUAGAAACUAAUGUUCCUCAAGAAAAAAUCCCCAUCGACCUAUCAGCAAAAUUGAGUGAAUUACUGUCAAAAUCCUUGGGAAAGCCAUUAAAUUUUUGCUGUGCUUCAGUGACUGGAGGUGUCAAUAUGUCUUGGGGAGGCACUAAUGAUCCAGCUGCACAAGCUACAUUGAUGAGUAUUGGGGCCCUAGGAGUAGAAGAAAACAAGAGGCAUUCUAAGGCACUCACUGAUUGCAUCACUCAAGCCCUUGGGAUUGAUGCAGACAGGAUGUAUAUUAGUUUUGAUGACAAGAAGGCAAGUGAUGUGGGAUACAGGAAAACAACUUUCCAUGAAAUAUUUGGUUCCAAGUGAUAUAUUUGUGAUUAUUUUAAAUCUUAUUUUACUGUGUAUUAUAAUAUUUUUAACAUGCCAACAAUAAAAUAUUAAAUUAGGAAUUAUUUCACCCUGGGUUUGUUGUAAUAGUGAUCAUUUAGAGAUAGAUAA
This is a messenger RNA of Phaedon cochleariae (mustard beetle), 722 nucleotides long. Lineage: Eukaryota; Metazoa; Arthropoda; Insecta; Coleoptera; Chrysomelidae. The record is from the annotation of a GenBank genome assembly.